Messenger RNA from Protopterus annectens (West African lungfish), 937 nucleotides. RefSeq names its product COMM domain containing 2 (gene COMMD2). The transcript is spliced from 5 exons. The record is from RefSeq and is a predicted model, not a curated record. NCBI's taxonomy places the organism in Eukaryota, Metazoa, Chordata, Ceratodontiformes, Protopteridae. The coding region runs from base 220 to 819 and encodes 199 amino acids.
CCUGCGCGUGACUAUGACGUCAGCACGUCACAUUACUGUAGUCAUGUGAUGUAUCUUCUUUUUCAGUUUUUUUUUUCUCAGAGGAAGUAUUUUUAUUAUGUAAAUAAACGGUAAUGUCCGAAAGUUUGUGGCUUAUAAAUUAGGGGAUCUGGUACCGAAGUAAGUGGUAUCGGACGUACUAGUCAGUUAUACCAGAAAUUUCAAUUUAAGAAUUUCAUAAUGUUGUUGGUGCUGUCUGAUGAGCACAAAGAACAUUUAGGAUUUUUAACUCGAGUAGAUUCCUCAGUUGUUGGUGAAUUUGGGCGAAUUGCUGUUGAGUUUCUAAAAAAAGGGUCAAAUCCUAAAAUAUAUGAAGGAGCAGCAAGAAAACUAAAUGUCAGUGCAGAAACUGUCCAGCAUGGUGUGGAAGGCUUAAUGUACCUCCUAACAGAGAGUUCAAAGUUAAUGAUUUCAGAAGUUGAUUUUCAGGACUCUGUUCUGACGCUGGGAUUCCCAGAAGAACUUAAUGCACUUCUGCUCCAGUUGUACCUUAGCAACAGGAAGGAGAUAAGAAAUAUUUUAAAGGAACUGUCACCUAGUCUUCCUCGCUACCACAACCUGGAAUGGAGGCUCGAUGUCCAGCUUGCUAACAGAGCUCUAAGACAGCAGAUUAAGCCAGUCAUGAUCUUGAAACUGCACCUUGAUCAGAAUGGAGAUAAAAACAGUAAAAUUUUGCAGACAGAUCCUGCAACGUUGAUCCAUAUUAUUCAUCAGCUGGAAAAAGCGUUGGAGGAAAUGAAAACGAGCCACUGUCGAAGAAUCGUACGGAAUAUCAAAUAGCAAAAAAAGCUUUUGAACUCUUUCAUCUGAAUGCUGCAUUUAAACAAAGCAAGAAGAAACUUUGCAGUGUGGAGGGUGUGAUGUUCACUUCGUGAAUUGUGUUAUGCACUUAGUUCAC